Patella vulgata (common limpet) is the source of this 1665-nucleotide messenger RNA. Its product is annotated as neutral amino acid transporter 9. Gene Ontology annotation, molecular function: amino acid transmembrane transporter activity. Gene Ontology annotation, biological process: amino acid transmembrane transport. The record is from RefSeq and is a predicted model, not a curated record. The transcript has 16 exons. Lineage: Eukaryota; Metazoa; Mollusca; Gastropoda; Patellidae. Bases 85 to 1665 code for a protein of 526 amino acids.
UGUCAAGCGAAGACGUAAUGUAAUAAUAAGACGAAGUUUGAUGAGUUAUUUUAUUAAAACCAGCCCAACAAGUGCCAUAAAGAAAUGGGGUCUGGCAGAAGUAAAGAAGCUAAUGAUGUAGACGAGAGUGGGCCUCUUAUAAAUCCAGAAAACAAUGGCAAUGGUAGCCAAGGUAACAGAAGAGGUAAUGGAGGAGAAGCAGAGUUGUCUGACCCAAAUGAGAGAAUAAUAAGACAUCCAAUACAGUAUUAUUCUAUAAAUAGACCAACUGAAAUUGAGGCUAGUGUGGACAGACAAACGGAAGCAGCUGUACACAGAUAUAAAUAUUAUAAUAGGCUAGCUGCUCAGAGUAAUGGACCACUAGACAUGCCAGAUCAUGUUGUACCAGCUAAUUUUACUAUUAAAGUUUAUGUACCAGUUACAGGUCAACAGAGUAGUCUUAUAACUAUUUUUUCGCUGUGGAAUACGAUGAUGGGGACGUCUUUACUCAGCAUGCCCUGGGCUAUAAAACAGGCAGGUUUUGUAUGUGGUAUAGUGUUACUGAUCUUUAUGGCAGGAGUCAUGCUGUAUACAAGUUACAGAGUUCUCAAAUCUGUUGAUGUUUUAAAGGGUAAAGUAGAUGUCUUGGAGUUCUCUGAUGUUUGUAAACAUUAUUUUGGUAAAACAGGAGAAUUGGUAGCAGUUAUCUGUUCUUUAUUAACUCUACUGGGUGGAAUGAUUGUAUACUGGAUUCUAAUGUCAAACUUUUUAUAUCACGUUGUUUCAUUUAUACAUGAUCAUGCUGUGAAUAAUUUUAACACAACAACUUUGGUUAAUCUUACAAAAUAUUCAGAUGCUGUUUGUCCGAAGGCCUCGAUUCCAGAAAAUUCAACAUUUGGAUAUUCCGAGACGCAUGUUGGGGAUUCCCUAAAUGAAGGAAAUUUCUAUAAAAUCUGGGAUGAACAGAUGACCGUACCAUUUUUCCUCAUCCUCGUUCUUUUUCCCAUCAUUAAUUUUAAAUCUCCGACGUUUUUCACAAAGUUUAACGCAUUAGGAACUGUGUCUGUUGCUUAUUUGUUUGUUUUUGCUGCUGUUAAAGCAGCGAAAUGGGGAAUCCAUCUUGAUUUUAAUUCUGUUAAUUCUGUUUUACCUGACUACACCACAGAUUUUAAAAUGACAUUCCCUGCAUUAACGGGUAUUUCAGCAUUAGCUUAUUUUGUACAGAAUUGUUGUAUAUCCAUUACACGAAACCAAAAAAAUCCACAAAAUAAUAUACGAGAUUUAACGAUAGCGUAUUUGUUAGUAUGUGGAACGUAUGUUUAUAUGGGUGUCAUUUUCUAUUCCUCAUUUCCACUCGCCAAAUCUUGUAUUGAAGAUAAUUUAUUAAAUAAUAUAGAAACUAAUGACAUCAUGGCAUUUGUGGCAAGAAUUGGUCUGUUUUUCCAAAUGCUGUGUGUUUUUCCUUUGUUGAUAUUUAUACUACGGUUACAGUUCAUGCAUUCUGUAUUUGGUUCCGUCUGGCCAAGUUUAAAACAUGUAUUGGUGUUAAAUGUUGUAUUAAUUGGUGUCUGUAUCAUCUUCGCCAUCUUUUUACCUCAUAUUGGUAGAAUUAUUGGGUUAAUGAAGAUGGGCAUUCAUCCAGCAGUGUAUUAUUCGACAAAUUCUAUCCAGACACUGGCAUUCUGA